Messenger RNA from Fulvia fulva, 1587 nucleotides. Its product is annotated as Cytochrome b561 and DOMON domain-containing protein. The record is from RefSeq and is a predicted model, not a curated record. The coding region runs from base 1 to 1587 and encodes 528 amino acids. The transcript is spliced from 2 exons. NCBI's taxonomy places the organism in Eukaryota, Fungi, Ascomycota, Dothideomycetes, Mycosphaerellales, Mycosphaerellaceae.
AUGAAGUCGUUCGUCGCUGCAUUGACAGCAUUGAGCUUGGUUCCUAUCGUGUCCGCGCAAUCGCCGGCAAAGACUUGUCCAGAGUCAGAUAUAUGCUUCCAACUCAACAUCCCUGAGGCCACUGCCUCGUCUGGAACUGGCGACAUCUUCUUCCAGCUCAAAGCUCCAACGACUUACCAAUGGGUAUCUCUGGGACAGGGCUCCAGGAUGAGCGGCUCGAACAUCUUCAUAAUGUACACCAACGCCGAUGGCACGAACGUUACCCUCUCGCCAAGACUGGGAACCGGACAUGUCGAGCCACAACAUGAUACCAAUGCACAAAUCACUGUUCUGGAUGGGACGGGUGUGAGUGGUGGUAUGAUGACAGCCAACGUCAAGUGCAGCAACUGUGACAGCUGGUCCGGUGGGAGCAUGGACUUCAGCUCUGACAGCAGCCAGUGGAUUUACGCAUACAAGAAGGGCGAAGCGCUUAACACGGAUGAUCUGGAUGCAAGUAUUAGCCAGCAUGAUGGUGCAUCUCCCUUCUCAUGGAAUCUUGCGAGCGCAAAGGGUGGCGAUAGUGCGAACCCGUUCAUGGCAGGCUCUGGCUCUGGCUCUGGCUCUGGUACUGGUACCGGAAGUACGUCCUUACCACCCUGCGCGGGAACCGCAGCAGCCACAGCGACGCUGGCAUCGUUGACUGCGACUGGGUCCAACGCAGACGCAAAAGGCUGUCCUACCGCGUAUCCUACCGAGUUCUCCGCCGCCUGGCCAACAGCUCGUCCUACCUGGGCGGCAUCUUGCUUUCCUUCAGGCUACGGCUCGUGGCCCACCAAUGCCCCUUGGCGAGGCGGCUCAAACAACGACAAGCGCCAAGAGGCACAAGCCUGCGUCAACGAAGAUGGAUCCAUUUCCAACUCACAGCCCGGUGACGGCAGCGGUAACGGCAGCAGCAGCAGCGCCAGCUUCAAGAACGCCGGCGUUCCCUUCGGCGGCAACUACCAAAAAGCAAACAACAUCAUCCUCGCCCACGGUGUUCUAGCAUCGCUUGCCUUCCUCGCCCUCUUCCCCACCGGCGGCAUCCUGAUCCGAAUCGCUAGCUUCACGGGCUUGAUCUGGGUGCACGCGGCCUGUCAGCUACUUGGCUACAUGAUCUACAUCAUCGCCUUCGGCCUCGGGAUCUACUACGCCACAGAAAUGGACCUGACAAGCAACUCACACCCCAUAAUCGGCAUCGCGCUCUUCAUUCUACUCCUCAUCCAACCCCUCUCCGGACUCCUGCACCACAAACUCUUCAAAAAGCACGAGACCCGCACGGCCUGGUCCUACGGGCAUCUCAGCAUCGGACGUAUUGCGAUCGUUCUGGGGAUUAUCAAUGGAGGUUUAGGAAUUCGCUUGGCGGGCGAUGUAUCUCAGGGAGGGAAGGUAGCAUAUGCUGUGAUAGCGGCUAUUAUGGGGUUGUCGUACCUUGCGUCGGUGAUUUUGGGCGAACGGAGACGUAGGAGGAAUGCGCCGCCGAGCUACAGCAUUUCGUUGAAGGAGAGUAGCCAUGGAGCACCGGCGUUGUAUUCUGAUGCUGGAUAUGUGCAUGAGCACUAUGGCAAGUAG